Vitrella brassicaformis is the source of this 3662-nucleotide messenger RNA. Lineage: Eukaryota; Vitrellaceae. The record is from the annotation of a GenBank genome assembly.
GUGUUUUUGUGCUGAUGAGGCGUGUAUGAGGACUGUUGUGUAGAUCCAUCCAUCCCAUAUCAUAUCAGUGAGUGAGUGAAGAGAUCCGUCCGAUGCAGGGCGGUUAUCCCCCGCCAGGCAUGAUGCCGGGCGUCUUCCCGAUGACCGGCAUGCCCAUGGGUGAGGGAGUGAGGAUCACCUGACCGACUGAGCUAAGCACACACACGCUGACUGACAAUGGUUACCUCUCUCUCUCCGUGUUUGUGUUUGUGUGUGUGGAGGGAUGGCGCCGUUUGCGAUGCCGAUGAUGGCGCCGACGGUGAGUGAACAAGGAACAGACAUUCCUUGCUGUCAAUGCCUGCCUGCCUGGGUGUGUCAUGUCAGGCCAUCCCACCUGCCCGCACAUACAGCACAGGGGCACCGCCACCCACCCUCCGUAAGUGAAGUGACCGUACCGGACACACAGCACAGACGCACAGACAGACUCAUGCCUAUGUGUCUGUGUGUCCAUGCAGUUUCCCGUGUGCGGGAGAGCUCCCUCACGACAGUCUAUGUGGGCCGCAUUCCGCCUAACGUCGAUGACGACUUCAUGAGGCAACUGCUCACAGUACACAGACGCAGCCACCCAGACACACACGGCGGCACAGCACAGAUCAUCUCUCUCUAUCUCUCUCUCCGUGUGUGUGUGUGUAGGAGUGUGGCCGCGUGAUGUCGUGGAAGCGCACCAAAGACCCGACGACACAAAAGCUGGCGGUGUUUGGGUUUUGCGAGUUCGAGUCGCCUCAGGGGGUGCUGCGGGCUGUCAAGCUUCUCAACGACCAGACACUCGGCGAGAAACAGCUGCAGGUGCGGGGCGUGUGUUGGAGAGAUGGAUGGAAUGGACGGAUGGCUGUGUUUGUGUGGCUGGUGUGUCAGGUCAAGACCGAGCAGAAGGUGACGGACUACGUGGAGAACUGGCGGGUCAACCACCUCAGAGAACUCAAAGCAAAGGUGGAAAGAGACCCACACACCCACACACCCAUACACCCACACAGACAGACAGAUAGACAGACAGACAGCGAGGUAUCUGCUCCUCCUUCAUUCUCUCCCUCUCUCUCUCUGUGUGUGUGUGUGUCCCUGUCUGUGUGUGUCCAUCCUUCACCGAUUCACCCAUCAGAAGCAGCAGGAGAAGGAGGGGAAAGAGGGCGAAGGUGGUGAGGGUAAGGGCGAGGGUGAGGAGGGCACUGUUGGUGAGGCGGGCAUGUCGGCGGCCGACGCCGAGAAGGCGGUCGAGGAGGAGCUCGCCGCAGAGGAGGCCCGCGUCAAGGAGGCCAUCACCCAGAUGAUCGCUGACAAGAACAAAGAAUUCGAGAAUGAGGCAGCGGUGAGGGAAAAAGGCAAAAAGAGGGGCGUGCAGCGAGCGCACAGGAACACCACUCUCCCUCCCUCCCUCCCUGUGUGUAUGUGGUGGUAUUAGGCCGAAGCAGCAGAGAAGGAGCGACGGUCCAAGACUCGCGAGAGAGAGAUCACGUAAACCCUACACACACACACACGAACUGAGGGGGAGAGGAGAGAGACUGAUGUCCAUCCAUCUGUGUGGGUGUGUGUCGCGCAGGCGUCCCCCCGGCCGCCCCAAGCAGGAGGCGUGGAAGGGCGUCACGACACACUAUGUCGUCAACCCUCGCGAGAAGGCGCGGGAAAACGCCAGGAAGGAACGGCAAAUCACUCUCGACAAGUAAGUAAACCACACACGCGCACACACUCAAGAGGGAUAGAGAGAGAGAGAGAGAUCCAGACACCCACACCCACCCACUCUGGAUGCAGGGACUAUGCCCGCAAAGAGCGUGAGUGGGACAGAGAGGAGGAGCGGCGCCACCGUGAGAAGAAGCGCGCUGCAGAGGAGGAAUCUAACAGAGAGAAGCACGAACGCGAUAAGAGGCGACUCAUCGAGAAGGACCUCGACGGUCAGUCAGUGCCCCGCUCGUCCAGACAUACAGAGUGCACUGCACACUGACUGAGGGAUGGUUGUGUGUUGUGUGUGCAGAUGACGAGCAGUGGUCCAAGAGGAAACGGCAGGAGAAGCGCCACAAACGGGCGCUCGAAAGGUGAGCGAGAUGAGAAAGAACGUUGCCCCCCACAUAUCUAUGUGUGUGUGUGUGUGUGUGAUGGCAGAGAGGCCGACGACAUCGAUCGCAACGAGGAGGCAGAGGAGAUCGAGAUACAGAGAAUUGCGGUGCGCCUCCACACCACCACACACAUACACACAGACACACACACCCCACCAUCAAUCUCCCCCCUCUCUCCUCUCUCUCCCUCUCUGUCUGUCUGUCUGUGUCUGUGUGUCCAUCGCCCCCUGCCCUGCAUGCAGGCCGCCGAGGCCGCCGAGCAGGCCCGCCGUCAGCGUGAGAAGGAGCUGGAGGAUGAGCGUGAGAUGCUGGCCCAGAUCGAGAGGGAGAAGGAGGCUCAGCGGCACCGGGAGAUGGAGCGACGGCGGAUUCAGGAGGUCGAGGCGCUCGCCGAGAGACAGCGGGCCGAAGAGGAGGAGAGGUGACCUCACCGCAUGAAGGAGGGCGUUGUGGACGAAGUGGUGCGUUAAUGUGGUUCAUGUGGUGGUGUGGAUGCAGGCGGCGGGCUGAGGAGGAGAAGGUGCGGAUGGCUUUGGCUGGGGGCGAGUGGGGCGGCGCCGCCGAGGUCAGUGUGUGUGCGAAGAAUGGCGGGUGAUCCGCGUGUGUGCAUCUCUCUCUCUCCCUGUUUCUCUGUCUGUCUGUCUGUCGUCUGUCUGUGUGUGUGUGUGUGUGUGUGUGUGUGCCUGUGUGUGUGUCAGUCGAUGCGGAGGCCCCAGCCGUCCCCCCCGAAGCUGGAUGUCUUCGGCGAUGACCACGAUGAGUGCGGCAUCUUCAGCAGGAAACACAAGCCGCUGACCAAGCUGGAGGAGCACUACGACCGGACAAACAUACAAAUCGCAGAGUAGGUGGCGGGAACGACACUCACGGGAUGGGGCGCCAUCUGUCUGUCUGUCUGUCUGUCUGUUUGUGUCAGGGAGGUUCGGAAGAAGCGCCUGGAGAUCGUGCAGCAGAUUGUCCAGCAGUAAGUAUGACCCACAGCACAUAAAUGGGCAACACAUACACACACACCUCUGCUGGCCUUCGCUCGUUGGUUGGCACAGGAUUCCGUCGGAGCGUGACGAGCUGUUCAACUACCCCAUCGAGUGGCCCGUCAUCGAACACGUAAGCCGCUGGUUGAUGAUGUGCCCAUUCAUUCCCUCUGAGGCCAUCAUGUGUGUGUCUGUAGGCUGCUGUUGUGGAGGCGUCACUCAAGCCGUGGAUCAAGAAGAAAGUCAUCGAGCUGCUCGGUACGUCCCAUCCUCAUUUUUUCCCCCCACCCACUCCCACAGAGAGAUAUCGAUGGCUGGCUGGCUGGAUGGAUGGAUGGAUGGAGAGAGAUCUGCGUGUGGCUGCAGGGGGUGAGGAGGAGGAGGUCUGCGCCUUUGUGGUCUCGGAGCUCAACAAGCGGUGCUCCCCCCUCGACCUCCUCGCCACCGUGGGCGUCUUCCUCGACCAGGAGGCCGAGGGCUUCAUCGUCAAGCUGUGGCGGAUGCUCAUCUUCGAGCAGCUCAAGAGGCAACACCCAACUCUGUCCAAGGACGGGCCGUAGCUAAUGGUCUGAGGGUGCGGUGUGUGCGUGUGGGUGUCUGUGAGUCAAGG